Messenger RNA from Humulus lupulus (European hop), 1256 nucleotides. RefSeq lists its product as uncharacterized. Bases 35 to 799 code for a protein of 254 amino acids. The record is from RefSeq and is a predicted model, not a curated record. NCBI's taxonomy places the organism in Eukaryota, Viridiplantae, Streptophyta, Magnoliopsida, Rosales, Cannabaceae. The transcript is spliced from 3 exons.
UAGUGAUAAGUUGGUUGAUGAUUUCUUUUUUGAGAUGGUUGAUCGAGAUUUUUCUGAAUUAGCAAAUAUUAGUUUUGGCAAGUUUGUAUGGGAUAGGAGUUUUCAAUAUUUGAAAACUGCUUUGAAGGGUGGGAAUAAAAUCUUUGAUGGACUGUUCGUUGAUGGGAAGGUUGGCCUUCACCCUUACAAACUUCUUGGGUUUCCCAUUGCUUUUCUUGUAUGGAUUUAUGAAAGUAUAGCUGAGUUGAGUCCUGACUUUUGUCAACGGGUUGGGAAAAAAUUUCCACGUUUGUUGAAUUGGAAGAGUACAGAUAAUGCGUUCUAUGCAAACUUGGUGGGAAAGGUUUUCAACAAUCAGAAGUUGACUAUCCUGAAUGUCUAUCCGUCUUCUGAGGAGAGAAAGAAACUGGCAGUAAAGAAGUUUAAGUUUGAGCCUCUAUACUUGCCGAAGGUGUGUGCUGAAGAUGGAGACAGUAGUCCGGGUACCCAGGUUGAUAGUGAAAAGUUGAGAUUGAUUUGUGAAUCAAUCUCAUCAAUAAAAGCAUGCCAAGAAACUAUUAUUAGUGACAUUGCAGUUAUGAGAUCUGAGUUCAUGGGGAAACUCAGUGAUUUAUCUGCAAUGAUUGCAAAAUUUGUUGCAAAAAAUUCUGAAAAAGUUGCAAAUUCAAGUGAUGAAAGUGCUGGUUUUAAUGAAGGGGAAAAGCCAGAUGAUUUUGAUAAUGUUUCCAGUCCUAUUUCUGAUGAUUCUAAGGUAACUUGUUUGUUUUUAUGCUUUAUUGUUUUUUUUAACCAUUUUUAGUUGUAACCAGAUUAUUUAUUUUUAUUUUUUUGGCUAGGAUUGUGGAAAUGAUUCAGCUAAAGAGUCUGAUGGUAGUAAGGUAACUAGUUUAUUUUUCUUAAUAGUAUGUUUUCUUUCUGUAGUUGUUUAGUGUAACCAGUUACUGUUGUAACCAGUUUCAUUAUUUCUUUUAGGGUGUUGAGAAGGAUUUAAAUGAAAAUUUUGAUGCUGUUUAUUCUGGGUUGGAGUUGUCAAAUGUUGUGGGUGGAGAUAAGGUUUUGUAAUUUAUUUUUGUUUUGUUUCUUGUAUUAUUUUAUUUAAAAUUGAAUUUGUUGUAAUUGAUUUUAUUUUUAUUCAUUAUAGGAUUUUACAAACAAGCCUGAGUUCAGUUCAGUUGGUUUAAGUUUUGAAGAAGUAUAUGUUGAUCCAGAGAUUUUGAGUGUUAUUGAUAGAACUGUUCAGUAUGCAGAAGGAGAAA